AUGAAUUCCACGCAAAACGGCUUCUCCUCGGAUAACGACCGAAGACCAUUUAGAUGUGAAAUUUGUUCACGAGGAUUCCAUAGAUUGGAACACAAGAAGAGGCAUGUGAGAACGCACACAGGUGAGAAACCCUACAAAUGUUCGUCUAAAAACUGUACGAAGAGUUUCAGUAGAAGCGAUGAGCUGAAAAGACAUUUUAGGACACACACUAGGACCGUUCAAAGGCGGCCCCGCGGGCUGAGAUCUAAAGGCUGUCAAAAGACCGUUGUGGAAACCAAUAAUAUCAUCUCAGCAACCUUCAAUGAUAAUACAAGAGUUUCAAGUACAACGACAAGCCACUCUAAAAUAUCACCCAUUCUUAUUUCGGUUGCUCAAAGCUCCAAUCAGUUGAAUAUACAAACUACUAAUAGUGGUUAUGGCUUCGUGGAGACACAGACACCAGGGAUUCUGAUUCCUAUUAUAGGCAUUCAGAAGGACUCCCAUCCGAUCUCGAACAACCAUUCAAGCGCUUCCAUCGCUUCCAUUGCAUCGAUGCAUCCUUCCACUUCUUCAUUGCAGUAUCUCAGCACUGGUUUUUCUUAUAGUUCUACAUCCAUACCGCAUGUGCUUUCGUCUAGCAGUUCUUUGGCAUUGAGAGAACAGUCUUCUGGUUCUUCAAUAUUUUCAAAUUGCAGAAACAAUUUGAGCGCCAUGAGUGGUUUGGAUUCGUUAGCCAGCUCUAGAGGUCGAUCGAGUUCCUCACUACUUUCCCGGACCUCGCAGUCAUCGAAGAAACUCACCAGACCGCUAUCAACUACCUCACAAAGGAUCACGCCAGUCAUGAGAGCAGAGGGGAUCGAGACCACAAGACCGAUAUCCUCAUCGAGCAGCACAACGUCCUUUGCUUCUCCUAGAUACGAUGAUGCCAUGGCCAAGCAUACGAGCACGCGUAACUUUCUGGAUAUGACAUCAACAACACAAGAGGGUGACAGAAACGGUUAUAUGCGCAAGGUGAGCGUGGUUUCCAGAGGAAGAUUACAUGAAAGAGCAAAGUUUCAUAUAUCCGGAGAUGAUGAGGACAACAAUGUUGACGGGACAGAAGCAAGGGGACUUGCUGCUAAUCUCAAAGUAUCAUUGCCAUCCAUACGAAGUAUCCUACAGCAAAUUGACACUUUCAACAACUGUACUCCCACUAACACUAAAUAG
Messenger RNA from Saccharomyces kudriavzevii IFO 1802, 1185 nucleotides. RefSeq names its product Mig3p (gene MIG3). Lineage: Eukaryota; Fungi; Ascomycota; Saccharomycetes; Saccharomycetales; Saccharomycetaceae. The transcript has a single exon. The record is from RefSeq and is a predicted model, not a curated record. Gene Ontology annotation, molecular function: RNA polymerase II cis-regulatory region sequence-specific DNA binding. The coding region runs from base 1 to 1185 and encodes 394 amino acids. Gene Ontology annotation, cellular component: nucleus; cytoplasm.